ACUAGUGUUAGGGUGUUGUCGGCCCAGGUCUAGGAAAAUAGAGAAGAGAAAGAACGGAAGACGGCUCCUCCGUCCUGCUCUGGCGCUCUGCACUGCACUGCAGGACUUCAAGGUCUCAAGGAGUUGAAGCGAGUGAGCGACUAGGGACAACGACUCACAAAGGGGCGAGACGUACGAACGACGAGUCGACAACGCCUCAAUCGCCGCCACCGCGCCACGCCUCCAUUAGUCCAGGGUCGACGCGGCCGAAGCCUAUGGGUGGAAUAGAUACAACCGUCAGAGGGAAGAGAAAGAAGAAAUCGUUAAAGAUUAAGAAAAAGGAGACCUGCGAAUUAGCUGAAAAGGAAAAUGUUGCCGAUCCCAAACCUAGUGAAACAGAAUGCGGACUUGGCUCGGAGAAGGACAGCAUUGCAACUGAUAUUGGGGUAACCCGAAAGGUAAAAUCGAGAAGAGAGAGAACAAAACGUGGGGAAAAUGCUGUAGUAGACAGUAAUGCAGAUGAAGUUGAGGAAAGCCAGAAGAGAAAACCAAAGAAGAAGAGAAAAAUGGAGAAAGGAACUAAUGUGGCCAGUGAUGCAAAUCAAGUUGAGGAAAGCCAGAAGAGAAAAUCAAAGAAAAAGCGGAAAAUGGAGAAAGGAACUAAUGUAGCCAAUGAUGCAAAUGAAGCUGAGGAAAUUCAGAAUGGACAAUCAAGGAAAAGAAAAAGUGAGAAGAAAACAAGGAGAAAUGGAGUUGCCAGGUCCUAUAUUGAUGCUGAAAACAUGUCUCAGCAAAAAAAUGGCAAGGCAAGGAAACUCGAGGACCAGCCAUCUAGUGCAGAUAAUUUUGUGGGAAAAAGUAGACAAGAUGAAGAAGUUUAUGAAUUAUCUUCUGGAGAUGAAAGUUCUAAAGGAAUGCGAAAAUGGGUUACAGAAUAUUAUCAGAGCAGACCAGGAUUGAAGGUGUUGCAAGAAAAAAUUGACGACUACAUAGUUGCUUAUGAAGCAGAAAAGGAACAGGAGAAGAAGGUCAAAGAAGCCCUUAUUGCUGAAGAUGGAUGGACAGUUGUGUCACAUCAUAAGGGAAGAAAGAAGACAGUAGAUUCUGAAUCUGGAGUUGCUGUAGGUUCUGUUUCCCAGGCUGCUGUAUUAGAAAAUCUGGCCAAAAAGAAGCCAAACGAAGCAGGUCUGAAUUUGUACCAAUUUCAGAGGAGGGAAGCCAAGAGAAAUGAGAUAAUGGAGCUUCAGAGCAAGUUUGAGCAGGAUAAAAAGCGUGCCCAGCAAUUGAGAGCUGCAAGGAAGUUCAAACCUCUAUAAUGAAUAUUUUGAUUUAUUCUAUCUUUUGUUGGUGUACCCAAAAUGAAUUUUGGUAUAUGCCUAUAUCAGUUAAACAUUUUUUAUGCUGUUUCUACUGGUGUGUGAUACAGUCUAAAAGCACUUUCUAAAUGCUUGCUUGCACUCCUGCACUCAAAAAAAAAUGAAAAAAAAAUGCUUGCUUGCACUCCUGCACUCUGCCAACCUUCAGCAAGAGGCCGUCAACAAUCCUUUUUUCUCUCCUGACCAAGCGCCUUCUAAGUUUAUAUGUAUCUAUUUUAAAGUUUUAAACAUAGUGAAAAUUGAGCAUUGUUUCUUCUGCA
This is a messenger RNA of Cuscuta epithymum, 1615 nucleotides long. The record is from the annotation of a GenBank genome assembly. Lineage: Eukaryota; Viridiplantae; Streptophyta; Magnoliopsida; Solanales; Convolvulaceae.